CUUGUUCACGAGCAGGACUAACAACUAAUUACCCAUGCGUGGAAUUUUGUGCUGGAUUUUCCUGAAAGCCCACUGCUCGUGAUUGACUAUAUUCACCAAGGCCAUUUAGUUCUAAAAUCAUGGCCCUUUGGCCACUCGACUCACUUUCAAUUCUAGAUGGACGGACAUACAGAUCACCCCUCCGUUCCGAACGGUAAUACCGUGCUUUACCGAGAACCCUUGAAUCCUAUCGACCCUCCAAACAGUCUCGGGCACAAUGCAGCCGCCCCGAAAAGACCAGAACCUCCAGUACGACGUUCACAGGGGGUGGCCUCCUCUCGAGAUCAGAGCCCAAUGGGUUUAACGACCAGGGAUACAAGGUUGGACUCGAACGGGGUUGAUGGACAUAACAAUGAUAUGAAAGGCCACAAACUCCUGAACAGUGCUUUGUUGCCUGAAAAUGCCAAUGAAACCACGAAAUCACCCGAUAAUGGAGCACGCAAGUCCCCUUCGAACGGACCUGAGAACGCACGCAAAGCAUCAGGGAGCGCAGGUCAGAGAGUGCCUUGGGGCACAACACCGGAUGGAUAUAAAGGCAUGGAAUCUCCUUCUCAUCCAGAAAAUGUGCUCAAAUUGUCGCCGGAGAAGUUACAAGACCUUACGGCCUCCCCAGAAUCAUUACCGCUUCGAGCUAUUGAUUCGACUGCGCAGCAUCACAAAGCCAGACCCAGUCCCCUUCCUUCUGCACAGCUUUCCGAUGUAUUCACAGAUGAAGGACCCGCGCCGGCGGUCGCAAUCCGUUCGCCUCUUCUUCCUUCAGCCGAUAUGGGUGACUCCAGGAGACCACGACAUUUAACCAUCGAGACUGGUGGCCGGCAGCGACAUCCCGAGAUCACACCUAGCCCAAGGCCCGGUCUCCUUCAGCGUGCCAUCUCAACACCUGGGUCGAUCAGAAGUCCUCAGUCGCCGCAGAAGGGGGAACGGGUCCGUCCAACACUCGUAGUGCCCGACGGUUCAUCACGCACUGAGGGCGCAGAUGGAAGGCGAUACUCAUCGUCUGGACGUCCAUUGCCCUCUCCAAUGCCAACAUCCAUCCCUCUUCCACCAUUAUCACUUCCGACUUAUCUGCAGCUGGAAUUGUCUUCUCAACGGCCCUCACAGCUAUAUAUUCACAGAUCUGCUGCCAGCGACUUCCCCUAUGAAUCAUCUCGUGCGAAGAUUGAAAGGCUCAUGAAUUUCCUGUUACUCCCUCCACACCUAGAGGGCGUGCUUUGGUUUGGUAUUCUGGCUUGCCUCGAUUCAUGGCUAUACAUCUUCACUAUACUCCCGCUCCGGCUCCUGAAAUCUAUCUACAUCCUCGUUCAAUCCUGGACUAUCAAUCUGACGACUGAAGUUCACUUUGUUUCCAGCUUUGUAUACCAAGGCACUGGUCGAAUGUGGAAGAGACGGCGAAGCAGCAUCCCUCCGAAUACAGGCCGGAAAGUGUCAGAACCAAGUGCCACGGAACCCAGGUCCACGCAGAAUGCGUCGUUACAGACUCGCAGGCAGAAUCGACAUCAUCGGCGGACAAAAUCAGUUCCUUCCGCGCUGCUACCGGAUGACAAAGCUGAUCUUUUGAGAGGCCUUUUGAUCCUCACCACCUGCACAGUCCUAUUGAGACUCGACGCCAGCAGAAUGUAUCACUGGGUUCGUGGACAAGCAGCGAUAAAGCUCUAUGUCAUCUACAACAUCUUGGAAGUUUGCGAUCGACUCUUCUCCGCGAUCGGACAAGAUGUUCUCGAAUGCUUGUUUUCUCGUGAAGCACUUGAGCGGAAACCGGAUGGCCAUAGCAAAAUCUUGCGGCCUUUCUGGCUGUUUGUACUUGCUCUUGUGUACACAGUCAUUCAUUCGGUGGCUCUAUUCUACCAAGUUAUCACGCUCAACGUCGCUGUCAACUCAUAUUCCAACGCCCUCAUUACACUUUUGAUGUCGAACCAGUUUGUCGAAAUCAAAGGCACAGUGUUCAAGAAAUUCGAAAAGGAGAAUUUAUUCCAAUUAACCUGUGCGGACGUGGUUGAGCGUUUUCAAUUGUGGCACAUGCUUGUCAUUAUUGCAGCUCGCAAUAUCGUUGAGACUGGAGGACUGAGCUCUGGACUCAGCGCAUUGAUGAACGCGGCUUCUGCGACAGCGUCAGCGCCGUCGGCUAGCAACAGCAGUCUGCCCUUGACAGGUGCAGUUCCUCCUAGGUCAGCGAGCUCGAUCUUACCAAGUUCUUUUACUCUCCUACCGGCAGUGGUCAACUCGAUAACUUCGUAUGCCCCGGCUGUUAGCCAGGUACUGGGACCAUUUUUUGUUGUGUUGGGAUCUGAGAUGUUGGUUGAUUGGUUGAAACAUGCCUACAUCAAUAAAUUCAACAACACACGUCCUGCGAUUUACGAUCGCUUCCUUGACGUCUUGGCCAAGGACUACUACACGAAUGCUUUUGGCGAUCAGAAUCUCACAAAAAGGCUGGGCCUUCCUGUUAUCCCUUUGAGUUGUCUCUUCAUCCGAGCAAGCGUGCAGACGUAUCAGAUGUUCAUGGCGGCAUGGGUUCCUUCAACUGCACCCAGUUCAUCGACCAGCCUGGCCAGCAUAUACGAAGACUAUUCAGCAGCACGGUCAUCCUUGCCUCUGAGUACAAGUGCAACCAUCUCCAGGACAGUUGAUGACAUCAUCCGAUCGAUACCAACGGUGAUCACAAAGUCCAGCAUUGUGACUCACAUGACGACUGUUCUCAUGUUCCUUUUACUGUUUUUGAUCUUGCUGGCGUGCAAGCUGGUCUUAGGAAUGGUCCUUCUAGCCUUCGCCAGGUCUCGAUACCACUCUAUGAAAUCACGGGAGAAGAACACUGUACACCAUGUAGAAGGAGGCCGUCGGGUAGGAGGUUGGGGAGUGGUCGAGGUGGACGAGGACAAAAGACGGUGGAUUUACGAAGACGAUGCUGCAGGUCUCCGGGCGCUGAGAGAAAAGGAAGAACGAGACAAGAACAAACAGCAAAAAGAAAAAGAGAGAGGGCACGGAGUAGAUGCCUUUGACAAAGUGAAACGAUAUGAAAUGGUGGCCAAGAGGAUAUGGUGAUGUGUACGGAGUUGCAUAGUGUCCCUUGCACAAUAGGCACUCCCUACAAGUAUCCGCACCCCGUAUUCCAUGCAAGAUAGUUCGUACUCUGAAGUAAAACUUGAUCAGCGGCGUUUUGCGGUCUAUGUUUUGGCUGCGGGCAAGAUCGGCUUCAUAUCCAUUCACAAACAAGCAUCCGAACGGGCACAACGGGUUCCUGCAUGAGCCGAUCGAAGGUCACGAAUGAGAGAUCGGGGGGCUGACGCGUGGCGUGUUUGAGGAUUCGGAUCCAGGGGAAGAAGAGACCAAACC
Molecule: messenger RNA, 3366 nt
Organism: Exophiala oligosperma
Lineage: Eukaryota; Fungi; Ascomycota; Eurotiomycetes; Chaetothyriales; Herpotrichiellaceae
Exons: 1
Coding region: 157-3075 (972 amino acids)
Biological process (GO): maintenance of protein localization in endoplasmic reticulum
Cellular component (GO): endoplasmic reticulum membrane
Source: RefSeq, a predicted model, not a curated record